Molecule: messenger RNA, 1053 nt
Organism: Rasamsonia emersonii CBS 393.64
Lineage: Eukaryota; Fungi; Ascomycota; Eurotiomycetes; Eurotiales; Trichocomaceae
Exons: 4
Coding region: 1-1053 (350 amino acids)
Molecular function (GO): protein binding
Source: RefSeq, a predicted model, not a curated record
AUGCCAUUGAAAGAGGUACUUCAGAAGGACAGACUCGACGAUCGGAGUGGCCAACCGCCUCCUUCCAGAUACCCUGCACAAGAAAUCAGAUUUAUUCGCACCGAUACACACAACGCAGAGGUCAUUGAUCCGCCUGCCUUUGACGAUGAUCACCGCAGGUCUUCGUCUUACUCGCCCAGGCGCGGAUCGUUCUUCCACCGGCACUCACCUGGACUGUCGCCUACCAGAGAAAAGAGCGAGUCACGACUCUCGAAUCUGCUCCACAUUGAUCGGCCACGUACACGACGCGGCAGCGCGACCUCCUUGAAUAUACCCCCAGACCUCCCGCAGAUUCAAACUGAGAACGGCGACACUGAGGAAAGAGAGGCGCAAUGGGAGAAGAGGGCAACAACAUUGAUCCAAGAAAACCCACGUUUGGCAUCGCCAAGCCGAGCUUUGAGUCCUCAAGGCGGACCACCUGGACAACGAUCGAGGAGUCGCAGCAACUCGAGAGUGAACGAUCCAGAGAGCGAUGUUACCAUCCAGGAGGCUAUCCGUCUACAUGAGGCUGGAGAGCUUGAAAAGGCAACCGAAAUGUUUGGCGUCCUUGCCGAUCCCAACGGUGCAAACAAUGCCCUAGGUCAGGUGCUGUAUGGGCUCGCUCUCAGGCACGGUUGGGGAUGCAAGGCAGAUCCCGCCAAAGCGGUUACCUACCUUUCUGCCGCGGCAUCAAAUUCGGCUUCAGUCGAGGCAGAAGCGCUUCGAGCGGGCAUGAAGAAAGGCGGUGCUGCCAAGGGUGAACUGGUUCUAGCGAUUUAUGAGUUGGCCAAUUGCUUUCGUAACGGCUGGGGUGUCGAAAAGGACCCGGUUGCCGCCAGACAGUUCUACGAGACCGCAGCCAAUCUUGGGGAUACUGAUGCCAUGAAUGAGGCUGCAUGGUGCUACCUGGAGGGAUUCGGAGGCAAGAAAGAUAAGGUAUCUUCAUCCUCCCCUUUGACCCUGUCAUCUCCUGCUCCUGGGCGAGGAGCCAAGCCUUUCGCGAGCUACGUCAAGUCACCUGUCAAGCACAAAUGA